This is a messenger RNA of Aspergillus novofumigatus IBT 16806, 1546 nucleotides long. Its product is annotated as putative sucrose transporter. The record is from RefSeq and is a predicted model, not a curated record. The transcript has 2 exons. Gene Ontology annotation, molecular function: sucrose:proton symporter activity. Gene Ontology annotation, cellular component: membrane. The coding region runs from base 102 to 1460 and encodes 452 amino acids. NCBI's taxonomy places the organism in Eukaryota, Fungi, Ascomycota, Eurotiomycetes, Eurotiales, Aspergillaceae.
CAUGGGUGCAAGAGAUUGUGGGAGGUUUUCUCGGGAUUUUUGGUGUCGAUCCGACCUCUGAUGGGACUCGGACGACGAUAAUCAUUCUAGCGACAGUUUUGAUGUACUGUCUGGAUUUCGCCAUCAACACCGUUCAGGCAGGCAUUCGAGCUUUCAUCGUCGAUAAUGCUCCCCCUCAUCAGCAGGAAUCGGCGAACGCUUGGGCUAGUCGGCUUACUGGCGUGGGCAAUAUCCUUGGAUACAUCUUUGGAUACCUCGAUCUGCCCAAAAUCUUCCCGUUUUUUGGAAAUACUCAGUUCAAGGUGCUUUGUGCAUUGUCCUCACUGGCGCUCGCUAUCACGCUGAGCAUCAGCUGUUCUUAUAUCCAUGAGCGAGACCCAAGGCUCGAAGGACCACCCUCCUCAGAUAGUCAAGGAAUUCUUGGCUUUUUCCGGCAAGUGUUCAAGUCGAUCAAGUUUCUACCUCCGCAGAUCGCCAAGGUUUGCGAGGUUCAGCUUGCUGCCUGGGUUGGCUGGUUUCCGUUUCUAUUCUACGCAACGACAUACAUAGGGCAGCUCUAUGUCAAUCCAAUCUUCGAUCAGCAUCCGGACUUAUCCGAGGAUGACAUCAAUAAGGCUUGGGAAGAAGCAACUCGAAUUGGAACGUUUGCACUUUUGAUUUACGCGAUAAUCUCGUUUAUUGCUAAUAUGGUCUUGCCGCUCUUUGUUGUCCCGACAUACAGGCCGAUCACGAGGCCGGAGCAGGCUUACCCGGAUACUCCAGAGGAGAACGAACCCUGUCUAUCUAGAAGGAUGUCAAUCUCAAGUCUGCCCGUCGGUGUCGCCUCAGAACCCGCUUUAGAAACCCCCAGCGGUAAGCCAACUGGAAGUGGGGAUGAAUCGACAUGGUUAUCGAAACUGCAGAUACCUGGGCUGACGCUGCGCCGGGCAUGGCUUAUCUCUCACGUCCUGUUCGCGGUCUGCAUGUUCAGCACCUUCUUCAUCUCCUCUUAUCAGGCUGGAUCAGCGAUUAUUGGUCUUGUGGGCAUUUCGUGGGCCUUGACUCUAUGGGCUCCCUUCGCCCUGAUCUCCGCAGAGGUGUCCCGCAUCGAUGCGGAGCGUCGGACACGGCGGCAUCAGGCAGAGAUGGAAGUACCUCCUGAACAUUAUGCCGCUGAUGACCACGGUGAUGGUGCUGAUUACGACGAAGAUCUAGAGAACGGUGCUCGACCGCGACGCGCCAAGGUCAAGAACGAGGAGGAAAAUCUUGCCCAAGCGGGCAUUAUCCUUGGGCUCCAUAACGUGGCAGUGUCUGCGCCCCAGAUCUUUUCAAGCUUGAUUAGUAGCGCUAUCUUCAAGGCCUUCCAGAAGCCUAGGGGAGAGCCCUGGGAUGACAGUGUUGGAUGGGUGCUUAGAUUUGGAGGAUGUGCUGCUUUAGUUGCGGCCUGGCUGGCCAGUCGCCUUGGGGAUCGCACGGCGUAAAUUGAAUGUUCCAUGAUUUCGUAGUUGGGUAUUUGUCUCCAUAUAUAGGUACAUUACACUAUAAAUCUCAUUUUUGUUACAGAUCC